CUUCUCUGGCAAUUAAUCUAUCAUGGCGGACGACGUGAGAGAAUGCGGUUUCAUUCCACGGGGGUGUUAGUUUUAUUACUAAUUUUGCUGUUUUUUAAAAGAGUGUUUGCAUACAGUGUCUUGUUUAAAGCUCCUUGCUCAGUUUUCCAUCAUGGCAGAGAAGAAUUCGAAAGGUAAGAAGCGAAAAUGGGAACCAGUAGUAUUGGACGAUCCUUUGUUCUUUGCGGGCGAAAUGGAUGGAUUUGUUUCCCUUGAAGUCAUGGAGGACUAUGAUUUAGAAGAACUAACAGGAAUUGGUGCAGGUGGACCAGUUCGGAAGAAGAAAGUAAAAGAACAGCCGCUGCAGAAGGAUAAUGACAAACAAACAGAUACCACACUAUCUACACAGCUUGAAAAAGGCAAAAAGAAGGACCAGCAGACAAAGAAGAAAAAGAAGAGAAAAAAGAAAAAUAAAGCCCAAAGUAAAGACCAGUCAGAAGAGCAAAACAAAAUGGAAAUACUUACUGACAAUAGAAUGGUGGGAGAUCCUCAAGGACCCAUGUCAGAUAUGAGUGCUUGGGAAGUCCUCGGUGUUCCAAAAGAACUUCAAAGAGGACUCAGUGAGCAAAGUUUUACUACACCAACUCCUAUUCAGACACUCUCCCUUCCACCUGCAAUAUUCCACCGCAGGGACAUCAUCGGUGUGGCAGAAACAGGUUCAGGUAAAACCUUAGCCUUUGGGAUUCCAAUCCUCACUCACAUCCUUGGCCACAAUACCAGGCAAGAAGCUGGUGAAACUACAGAAAAUACUGACAGAAAUAUUGGCACAGAAGCCACAGAAGCUGGUAAUGGAACAUCCAAGGUCAAGAAACCACUUCUGGCUUUAAUCAUGACACCAACCAGAGAACUGGCCAUACAAAUAAAAAAUCAUCUUAAUCAGGCUGCAAAACACACAUCUUUAGAGAUUGUUGCAGUGGUUGGAGGAAUGGCACCUCAAAAACAACAGAGGCUUUUACAUAAAUGUCCAGAAGUAAUAGUUGCCACUCCGGGAAGACUGUGGGAUUUGAUAUCCGAGGGUGAAGAACAUGUCUGCCAUUUGGAGCACUUAAGAUAUCUUGUGAUUGAUGAGGCAGACAGGAUGGUGGAGCAAGGCCACUUCCAAGAAUUAUCCUCAAUACUGGAACUCAUUCAUAGGAAGAGUGAUGAUGAUGAAGAUACAGGUACUGCAAAGCGAAAACAUCUACAGAAGUUUAUUUUCUCUGCAACGUUAACUCUUCCAAAGUCAUUCAAGAAGAAAGGGAAAGAAAUGAAGAUCACAGGUGAAGAAGGCUUAGUGUUACUGAUGGACAAAGUUGGGCUGCAGAAAAACAGUUGUAAAAUUAUCGAUGUCACCAACAAGAGAGGAACGGUAGAAACCCUGACAGAAGCAAAGAUUUCAUGUUCAAUUGAAGAGAAGGACCUGUACCUGUAUUAUUUCCUAUCACGGUACCCAGGUCGCACUUUGGUUUUCUCCAACACUGUGGACUGCGUGAGGAGACUGGGCUCAUUGUUUAGGCUACUGGACUUUGACCCGUGGGUUCUGCACGCCAGCAUGCAGCAAAGGCAAAGAUUAAAGAAUUUAGACAGACCACCAACAUUUGCGCAACCAUUUCAUGUCAUCCCACAUUCCUUUCUCUAUGUCGGUUUACAGCUUUACAUUCACCGCAGUGGACGGACAGCGAGAGCGAGCAGGGAAGGUUUGAGUGUCGUUCUUGUUGGCCCAGAAGAAAUGGGAUCGUACAGGAAAAUCAUGAAGGCGCUUAAUGGAGGAAACGAGCUAGAUUCCUUUCCAGUUGAUGUGUCUUUUAUGUCAUCCAUAAAGAAAAGAAUUUCUCUCGCUAAGCAGAUUGACAAGGAAGAACACAAGUUUAAGCGCAAGAAGUCAAGUAAUGACUGGAUACUUGCUUCUGCCAAAGCCAUGGAUAUUGAAGUUGACGAAGAUUUACUGGAAGAUCUCGGAGAUCAGGGAGAAAGAAAAGUGCGACAAGUAAAGCUGAAGCAAAUUAAAGCGGAGCUUGCUGGUUUGCUGAAGACACCUCUGAUUCCUGCUGGUUUUAGUGGAAAGUACCCGACUAAAACUGGAUCUCUCAUG
This is a messenger RNA of Stylophora pistillata, 2110 nucleotides long. RefSeq names its product ATP-dependent RNA helicase DDX24. Gene Ontology annotation, molecular function: nucleic acid binding; ATP binding; RNA helicase activity. NCBI's taxonomy places the organism in Eukaryota, Metazoa, Cnidaria, Anthozoa, Scleractinia, Pocilloporidae. The record is from RefSeq and is a predicted model, not a curated record.